UCUUCUCCUACAGCCCGACGCAGCCGCCUGAACGCACGGGAAGUCAACGUCCCUCGUCUGUUUUUAAUCACGCGCAUCUUGGCUGGUUCCAGUGCGUUGAAGGGGCAUCUGAACAUGGUCCUGCAAUGUCAGACACUCCCACGGUCUCAGUAACCAGUCCUAUAUCACACAAGUCAACCUGAAAGACGGGCUGUCUGUCUGUUGUGACAAUGGCAACCAGGGCUCCGCUCAAGGACCCUGAAAAGUGACAGUCUGUGUAGACUUCUUCAAACACCUUUGCCAGGCAACUCCCACCGCUGCAGGCAUGAAGCCUGGCUUCUGCAGUUGCUGGACAACAAAAGCACCAGUGCACAGGCAGGGCUCUGCAUUUACAGCGCCACUGAGAGCAGUGGAACAGCGACGGAGGCUGGGGAUAAAUUAGUUGACUUGAAAAGCAAUCCUUUCCUUUGUACUUCCAUGUCACCUGUGACUUUCCCUGCCAUCCACCCACAGCCAUCAGCUGGCAGGAAGAAGGUCAGCAAAGCUGCUGAUAAGAGGAGUAUAAGAGGGCUUGGUUCAUGGGAAGGGGUCAGUGGUCUACUUUCCCUGGCAACAUGCUGCGUUUCCUCAUGCUCGCCACCCUGGUCCUUUAUGGACACAGCACCCAGGACUUUCCAGACACUAAUGCACGAGUAGUUGGAGGGACUGAGACCAAGAAGAAUUCCUGGCCCUCUCAGAUUUCCCUCCAGUAUUCGUCUCUGGGUUCCUGGCAUCACACCUGUGGAGGGACCCUCAUCAGGCAGAACUGGGUGUUGACGGCUGCUCACUGUGUGGACAGUUCACUAACCUUCCGUGUGGUUGUUGGAGAACACAACCUGAAGCAGAGUGAAGGCACUGAGCAGACUGUGAGUGUGCAGAAGAUUGUGAUACAUUCAAAGUGGAACACCAACAAUGUGGCUGCUGGCUAUGACAUCGCCCUGCUGCGCCUGGCCAAGAGUAUUACCCUCAACAGCAACGUGCAGCUAGGUACUCUGCCCAAGGAAGGAGUCAUCCUGGCUAACGACACUCCCUGCUACAUCACAGGCUGGGGCAUGACCAAGACCAAUGGACAGGUGUCCCAGACCCUGCAGCAGGCUUACCUGCCCAGUGUGAGCUAUGCCAUCUGCUCCAGCUCUUCCUACUGGGGCUCCACCGUGAAGAACACCAUGGUGUGUGCUGGCGGAGAUGGAGUUCGCUCUGGAUGCCAGGGUGAUUCCGGGGGGCCCCUCCACUGCUUGGUGAAUGGUCAGUAUGCUGUCCAUGGAGUGACCAGCUUUGUGUCCAGCCUGGGCUGCAAUGUUGCCAAGAAGCCCACAGUCUUCACCCGUGUCUCUGCAUAUAUCUCUUGGAUAAAUAAUGUCAUUGCCUCCAAUUGAACAUUUUUCUGAGUCCAGUGGCCUUCUAAAGAUGGUUCUUAGAUCUGCAUGCAAUAGAACUUGAGUCAACAAGAAAAAAUAGAGCUGGGGUUAUAGUUCAGUGGUAGAGUGCUUGUACGGGACGCUCAAGGCCCUGGGUUACAAACUCAGCACUGAAAAAAAAAAAUUCUGAGACUGAGUCAGAACCAGAUUAAAAAAAAAAAAAAAAAAAAAAAAAA
Heterocephalus glaber (naked mole-rat) is the source of this 1612-nucleotide messenger RNA. NCBI's taxonomy places the organism in Eukaryota, Metazoa, Chordata, Mammalia, Rodentia, Bathyergidae. The record is from RefSeq and is a predicted model, not a curated record.